CAUCAACCUCCUGAAUGCGUGCGUAAAAAGGCAAGUUUACCCAAAACCGGUUGGCUGGGCGGUGCACACACACACACACACACACACACACACACACACUCGAACCGGUGGAUGAACUUCAGCUGGAUAAUGGAUUAACGCAUCAGACGACCAGAUAGCUACAAAACGCACAGCACAGCGCGCUAUGAACUCCAGAUGUCAAUGUAUUGGAAGAAAACACCCACCCACACACACACACACACACACACACACACGACGAGGGAUGACUCACAGGUUUAGUUGAAUAAGCGAGCUGCCGGUGCGGACGGGGAGAUUCUGCGUGGGGUAUUUCAAUUCUUUCUGGUACUUAAAGCUUCUCCCAACUUGUGCUUUUUUUAUGGAGAAGAGAAGCCACAAGGACUGACAGUUUUCGCGCUGCGCUGGUACCAGAUAUGGAGAGCGCGCUGGAGACCUCCGGACGCUGGUGCGCAUCUUCUUCAUAAAGUGCGACACUUCGACACAGGACGGGGCCUAAAACUUGUCUAAAACUUUGUCCCCAAAGUCAAAGUUGCUGAUAAACGGAGGACAGUUUGAGAAACUUUAACACAAUCUUUUCCCAGGAAGCUUUGAAGAUGCGUAAAGAGGUGGAGAGGAGAUUUCACACGCUGCUCGCGGUCUGCUCGAUACUUCUCGUCGGUUUGGGGGUUUCAGGGUUUCCUACCAGACACAAGAAUGUGGCCCACAAGGGUCACGGCCACCCGAUUCACAGCGGUGGGGUCCAAUAUGCCACUGAGGCUUUGGAGGAGCAGAACCAGGUUCAGAGUCUCCUGCCUGAGCCACACGGCCACCAGAGGAGGUGGUCCCACCCUCAGCACCGCUCCGUCGGCGUUCUUCCACAGCCAGAGCCUGAGGAGGAGACCAAACCUUUCAUCCUGGAUCUCAAGAACUUUCCAGACCUGGCCAACGCUGACAUCAACUCACAGAACCCCAACAUACAGGUAACUAUUGAGGUGGUGGACGACCCCCAGAUGGAGGUAGAGAUGGACCUGGCCAAGGAAAAAGACUGGCUACCCUCCUCUUCCUCCUCACCCUCUUCCACGGUGGAUUGGCUCGGAGGCAAGAAGCUUUUCUGGCCCCUUUUCUGGAGUUACACUGACGCGGACUCCAGCGAGGACAGCAACAGCCGGUCGGGCGUGGAGGACACUGGCGAGGAAGAGGAGGAGGAGGAUUACUCCCUGGAUUACGGCAGCGAGGAGCCCUUACCCAGCGGAGUGGGCGGAGACUGGGAUACGCGCUGGAACGAAGGCUGGGAUCCAAUGCAGAGCUACUAUGAGAAGGAGACAGAUGAGUGGACUCCCUGGUCUCCCUGUUCAGUGACAUGUGGAAACGGUGAGAGGAAGAGGACCAAAUCCUGUGGCUACUCCUGCACUCUGACAGAAGCCUCUAAGUGUGACCUGGAGCCUUGUCCUGGUGAUGUCAACACUGUGGUAGAGCCUUUCCCUUUCGAGAUGGAGAAUGGCACAGAGCCGUUUGGGACAGAUGUGGACAGCUGUGAGAAGUGGCUCAACUGUAAGAGUGAGUUCCUCCAGAGGUACCUCCACCAGGUCUUGUCUGAGCUGCCCAGCUGCCCCUGCUCCUACCCCUCUGAAGUGGGGUACACUGUCGUCAGUGUCUUCGAUGAGGAUCACGACCGCCCGUUCCGCUGGCGUGAUGCCAGUGGCCCCAAGGAACGCCUGGACAUCUACAAGCCGUCAGCGCGUAGCUGCAUCCGCUCGGCGCUUUCCAGCGACUCGUCUACGCUCGCGGCGCAGCACUGUUGUUAUGACGAUCGCGGGCGGCUGAUCACGCGAGGGAAGGGCGCAGGCACGCCUAACCUGAUCAGCACCGAGUUCUCACCCGAGCUGCACUUCAAAGUGGAUGUGCUGCCUUGGAUCCUGUGCAAGGGAGACUGGAGUCGCUUCCAUGCGGUGCGGCCACCAAAUAAUGGAUUGAGCUGCCCAGAAAACCCCCAUGAAGACGUGUUCAUGAAUGAACUGGAAGAGGCCAGGGAGUACUGAGGGACCACAGCCAAAACUACCACUUCACUCAGAGAGUCAGAGGGCCCAAUCCUAAUUUGAGAGGAGACUGCCUACUUUAAAAGCUCAUGAAAUAUUACAUCUAAACCAUGCAUCAUGCAUUGACUUGGAGCAAAUGCACAUUUGUGAUUGGGUGUUUAGGUAUGACGGUGAAGUGUGGCUGUCUCAAGUUAGGAUUUGGCACAGUGUCCUGAUAUCAGGCUCGGCUGAACUGAACUGAAUUACAAGAAUGGAAAAAAAAUGCAGUGUUCUCCCAUCGCUUGCCAACCUGUUCCACAUCUGGCGUAACAUCAAGCUCUCUCUCUUUAUAUUCAGCACACUCUCCUGGGUGCGUGUAAGCAUGAUGUCUACCUACUGGCUUUUUUUGAUGGUGUCCUGGAGCGCUUGUGAUUGACAAUAGCAACAUAUGGUAAACAUCCUGAUCAUGCUUCUUGUAGGUUUUACAUUAGGAAAUGUAUGAAUGUGGGCUGGUUAUAUUGAUGAAACAAACACAUGCAUGGGAAGAGUCCAACAGAUGAGUAUCCCAACUAUGCUGCUACAUUAUAAAAUCCUUCAGGUUAUACAAAGGUGUUAAGGGGAACAAGACAUCAGUAAACCCAAAAGAUGCCACAUGCAUUCACAGUAAUGUACAUUUCAGCCAUUCUUUCGGGACACUAAAAUCAGUAAUGUUCGAAGAAUUUGGGAUCUCAACCAGAGAAGCUAAAAAGGAUUUGAAACAAAUUAUCGAGCUUGCUAGUGAGAAUCAUGAGAAUAGCCCAAUAGAGCAGCACAUUUGAAAUGUUUCGUCACACAGAUUGAUUUCAUGCGUUUCCUCACAUUUUCACAACCAGGAAGAUAUAUGAUCUGGGUGCCAAAGAGUUAAAAAUCAGACUGUUGGUGCCUGUGUAAAUCCAGCCUCCUAAGUCUCUACGGUGCAAAUGUAGGAAAACAAUUAAGUUCAACAGUGAGUAGAUUGUGCUCAUAGAUCUCUACAAUGUUCUCAGGGGACUAACUGACCAUGAUAAACAAAUUUGUUCAUUUACCUCGACAGCGGAGCACUAUUGGAAGUGUACUGGGGUAAAGAUUAGCAGGAGGGUAUCGGAUGUCUAAUCCAGAUUGUAAUGAUGAACAGAUAAUGCUUUUUGUGCAGUUUCAGAAAGCAGUCGGAGCCCUUAUAACUGAAUAGUUGAUGCAUUGUGUGUGGUAGAAAGAUGUCAUUGCUGCUUAAGCUGUUGGCUUAGGGUCUUUGGGUUUAUGCACAGAACUUGAUUGGAUAGAAAGGACAUUCCUACACAAAUAAACAUUCCUGAGAGGUCAUGUAGUUGGAGCCCUUACCCUGGCUCACAUAGGAGUACAGGUAAAGGCAACAUGGAAGUCAAAAACCCAUAGUGCAAGGGAUUGAAAAUAUGUUGAACCAUAAUCAGAAUAGUUUUUAGCAUUGUAUCAAUAGCUGUGUCAAGGCAGUUAUGUUAAAUUUACGUAGAAAUACCUUAAAACUCCAGGAAUCGCCCUUUCUAUCCAGUCUAAUUCUAUGGAUGUUCGCUCCAAACCUUUUUUUCAGGAAUUCUGCUUCCAGAUGUGUAUAUGCAAACACGCAUUUACAUUUUGGAAUCACCGAUCAUUUUAAAGGAAGGCACUUUAUUUAAGGUAUAUAUUAUAUAUACAAAAGAUAUAUCAAAAUGUACUCAUGUUUGCCAUUUGUUGUGUUAUUGUGAAGGGAAACUCGCCAGAAAUGCUGCAUUGUUCUAUGAAAGUGCGUAUAUCAAGUGUUCUGUUGAGGAAAGCAUGAUCUUUUUGUGAUUUCUGAAUCUAGUAUUACAUAUAUGGUGUUGUACAGUAUUUAUUUGUCUAUUCUCUUUUUUUUAAGUUUGCUGAAGCUUUGAAAUGUCUCUAUACUCAACAUGGUGCACUAAUCUGACUGAGAAAUGAGGGCACCCAUUAUCAAAAGGGAAACCACUUGCCUCAUAUCACUUCAUACAGCAACAUCAAGUGUCUGUUUCAUUCUACUUUGUACUGCAGUGCUCUAUGAAUAUGUUGUCGCAAUUAUGCUGAAGAAAUAUAUAAAAACCUUGCAUUCAUCAUCUGA
Messenger RNA from Sebastes umbrosus (honeycomb rockfish), 4119 nucleotides. RefSeq names its product isthmin 2b (gene ism2b). The record is from RefSeq and is a predicted model, not a curated record. The transcript is spliced from 6 exons. NCBI's taxonomy places the organism in Eukaryota, Metazoa, Chordata, Actinopteri, Perciformes, Sebastidae. Bases 612 to 2036 code for a protein of 474 amino acids.